This is a messenger RNA of Trichobilharzia regenti, 450 nucleotides long. NCBI's taxonomy places the organism in Eukaryota, Metazoa, Platyhelminthes, Trematoda, Strigeidida, Schistosomatidae. The record is from the annotation of a GenBank genome assembly.
AUGGACUUAUUUAAGCAGUAUACAGUUAAGGUCUUGGAUUCAUGGACAGCUCUACGUCUUGGAUUAAAUCAAGAAUCUGGAGGUCCUAAUACACAGCAAAAGAUAAAGACUUUAUAUGAAUAUUUACCUCAGGUUGUUUCGAAGUCCAAAUACGAUGAUGAAAUAUGCGAUUUCUUAGAAGAUUAUCUGGAUGAUGAGCUGAACAUAAUAUGUGAGGAUAACUCAUACGAAGAAGUUGCACAUCUUUUAUUUGAGGCGAUACAGUUGGUUCGUAGCAAAAACACCACUGAACUGCAAAAUAAGAUCAGUAAUUUGACAACGGGUUGUGAUCUCAAACAGUGUGAAGGUAAGAUAGUAGCAGCAGAAGAGGUGGAAGUGGACGAAGAAAUGGAGGGAUCAUCUGGUACAGAGUCUGAAUCAGAAGGCGAAGACGUUAUUGAUAUGGAAUAG